AUGAGCGAGGGCGGGAUGAUGUCCGACGACGUCACCAUGGACACGAUGGACACGGGCGCGCCGUCGAAGGACGGGCGCGCGACGAAGGGCCGAGGGCACGCGGCGGCGAGCGAUCGCGAGCACGCCUCCGGGGCGUACGACUCCUUAGAGCCCGCGAGUUUGGGCCCGGGCCCCGCGAAGAGCAUCGAGGGGUGGAUCAUCCUCAUCACGAACGUGCACGAGGAGGCGCAGGAGGACGACAUCCACGAGCACUUCGCGGACUUCGGGGAGAUCAAGAAUCUGCACCUCAACCUCGACCGAAGGACGGGGUUCGUGAAGGGGUACGCGCUCGUGGAGUACGAGACGAAGAAGGAGGCGCAGGCUGCGAUCGACGCGAUGAACGGCGCGGAGAUGCUGGGUCAAAACCUCGGCGUCGCGUUCGCGUUCUCGAAAGGGCCGAUCAGGAAGAUGUGA
This is a messenger RNA of Micromonas pusilla CCMP1545, 453 nucleotides long. RefSeq lists its product as uncharacterized. Gene Ontology annotation, biological process: RNA splicing. The record is from RefSeq and is a predicted model, not a curated record. Lineage: Eukaryota; Viridiplantae; Chlorophyta; Mamiellophyceae; Mamiellales; Mamiellaceae. Bases 1 to 453 code for a protein of 150 amino acids. Gene Ontology annotation, cellular component: nucleus; exon-exon junction complex; cytoplasm. The transcript is spliced from 2 exons. Gene Ontology annotation, molecular function: mRNA binding.